Molecule: messenger RNA, 3556 nt
Organism: Medicago truncatula (barrel medic)
Lineage: Eukaryota; Viridiplantae; Streptophyta; Magnoliopsida; Fabales; Fabaceae
Product: probable leucine-rich repeat receptor-like protein kinase At5g63930
Exons: 2
Coding region: 173-3472 (1099 amino acids)
Biological process (GO): protein phosphorylation
Molecular function (GO): protein binding; ATP binding; protein kinase activity
Source: RefSeq, a predicted model, not a curated record
UAUGGGAAGUGUCAUUCCUCUUCUCAAUAUUCCUUAAAAAUUUGCAUGUUUUAAUGAAUCUUCUAGUGCUUCAAUUCUAUUUUCUUCCAAGAGGAGAAAUAAAAAAAAAGUAAGCACUUCACCUCCAAUAGAACCCUGUGCAUAUUUUUCAUGUGCAAUUGGUCCUUGGUGUAUGAUGCAGAUGGAGAGGAAUGUAUCUACAUUAUUUGUGGUGUUGAUAUUUACUCUUAUUUUCUCUCUAUCUGAAGGGCUUAAUGCAGAGGGAAAAUACCUUAUGUCCAUAAAAGUGACACUGGUUGACAAAUACAAUCAUCUUGUGAAUUGGAAUUCAAUUGAUUCCACACCAUGUGGUUGGAAAGGUGUCAUCUGCAACAGUGACAUCAAUCCAAUGGUGGAGUCUCUUGACUUGCAUGCAAUGAAUCUCUCAGGCUCAUUGUCUUCCAGCAUUGGUGGUUUGGUUCACUUGCUUCACCUUAAUCUGUCUCAAAACACUUUCUCUGGUUCUAUACCAAAGGAAAUUGGAAACUGUUCAAGUUUGCAAGUUCUUGGCCUCAACAUCAAUGAAUUUGAAGGUCAAAUUCCUGUAGAAAUAGGCCGGCUUUCGAAUUUAACCGAGUUGCAUCUUUCAAACAACCAGCUCUCUGGACCUUUACCAGAUGCAAUUGGUAACCUUUCUUCACUCUCAAUAGUUACUCUAUACACCAAUCAUCUCAGUGGACCUUUUCCGCCUUCUAUCGGGAACCUUAAAAGAUUGAUCCGGUUUAGAGCCGGACAGAAUAUGAUCUCAGGAAGUCUACCUCAAGAGAUAGGUGGAUGUGAAAGCUUGGAGUAUCUUGGUUUGACUCAAAAUCAGAUAAGUGGUGAAAUACCAAAAGAACUUGGGUUACUCAAGAACUUGCAAUGUUUGGUCCUUAGGGAAAAUAAUCUUCAUGGUGGUAUACCUAAAGAGCUUGGAAACUGUACAAAUUUGGAGAUUCUUGCUCUUUAUCAGAACAAGCUUGUGGGAUCAAUUCCAAAGGAGCUUGGAAACCUUGAUGUCCUAAAGAAACUAUACCUUUACAGGAAUGAGUUGACAGGUAAUAUUCCAAGGGAGAUUGGAAACCUUUCUGUUGCAAUUGAAAUUGAUUUUUCAGAGAAUCUUCUUACAGGAGAGAUACCGAUCGAGUUGGUUAAUAUAAAAGGCUUGCGGCUGCUUCAUCUCUUUCAGAACAAGUUAACCGGUGUGAUUCCAAAUGAAUUCACCACAUUGAAAAACUUGACUGAGCUUGAUCUCUCUAUCAAUUAUCUCAAUGGCACUAUUCCUAAUGGAUUUCAAGAUUUAACUAACCUUACCUCUUUGCAACUCUUCAACAACUCAUUAAGUGGUAGAAUUCCUUAUGCACUUGGAGCAAAUAGUCCGCUUUGGGUGCUUGAUUUGUCAUUCAACUUUUUGGUUGGAAGAAUUCCAGUUCAUCUUUGCCAACUAUCCAAGUUGAUGAUCUUGAACUUAGGAUCAAACAAACUCGCCGGAAAUAUACCUUAUGGAAUUACAAGCUGCAAGUCUUUGAUUUAUCUUCGCCUCUUCAGUAACAACUUGAAGGGCAAGUUUCCUUCUAAUUUAUGCAAGCUUGUAAAUCUUUCAAAUGUUGAUUUGGAUCAGAAUGACUUCACAGGCCCUAUUCCUCCACAAAUUGGUAACUUCAAAAAUUUGAAAAGACUUCACAUUUCGAACAACCACUUUUCGUCUGAACUGCCCAAAGAAAUUGGUAACCUUUCUCAGUUGGUGUACUUUAAUGUCUCAUCAAAUUAUCUUUUUGGUAGAGUGCCUAUGGAACUUUUCAAAUGCAGGAAGUUACAAAGACUUGACCUCAGCAACAACGCCUUUGCAGGUACUUUAUCAGGUGAGAUAGGAACUCUUUCACAGUUAGAGCUUCUCAGGCUCUCACAUAACAACUUUUCUGGUAAUAUUCCAUUGGAAGUCGGAAAACUCUUCCGGUUGACCGAACUACAAAUGAGCGAAAACUCAUUUCGUGGUUACAUUCCACAAGAGUUAGGUUCCCUUUCAUCCUUGCAAAUUGCACUUAAUCUCAGCUAUAAUCAACUUUCAGGCCAAAUACCCUCUAAACUUGGGAAUCUUAUUAUGCUAGAAUCCCUUCAACUCAAUAACAACCAUUUGAGUGGCGAAAUUCCAGACUCUUUUAACAGACUUUCAAGUUUACUUUCUUUCAAUUUUUCGUACAAUUAUCUUAUAGGCCCUUUACCUUCUUUACCACUCUUACAAAACUCAACAUUCAGCUGCUUUUCGGGUAACAAAGGUCUCUGUGGAGGAAACCUUGUCCCUUGUCCAAAGUCACCAUCACACUCACCUCCAAAUAAACUAGGAAAAAUUCUAGCUAUAGUUGCAGCUAUUGUUAGUGUUGUUUCUUUGAUUUUAAUUCUAGUUGUUAUAUAUCUCAUGAGAAAUCUCAUUGUGCCGCAACAAGUUAUAGAUAAACCAAAUUCUCCAAAUAUUUCAAACAUGUACUUUUUUCCAAAAGAGGAGUUGAGUUUCCAAGACAUGGUUGAAGCUACUGAAAAUUUCCAUUCCAAAUAUGAAAUUGGAAAGGGGGGUAGUGGAACUGUAUACAGAGCAGAUAUAUUAACUGAUCAUACAAAUAUGAAUUCAAUUGCUAUAAAGAAGCUAACAUCAAACAGUCACAACAACAGCAUUGAUCUAAAUAGCUGUUUCCGUGCCGAAAUCUCAACUUUGGGAAAAAUAAGGCAUAGAAACAUUGUGAAGUUAUAUGGUUUCUGCAACCAUAGUGGCUCAAGUAUGCUAUUUUAUGAGUACAUGGAAAAGGGUAGUUUGGGAGAGUUACUUCAUGGAGAAUCUUCCUCUAGUCUAGAUUGGUAUUCAAGGUUUAGGAUUGCACUUGGAACUGCACAAGGACUCUCUUAUUUGCACCAUGAUUGCAAGCCUAGAAUUAUCCACCGUGAUAUCAAGUCCAAUAACAUACUUAUUGACCAUGAAUUUGAAGCUCAUGUUGGUGAUUUUGGUUUGGCUAAGCUAGUUGAUAUCUCAAGGUCUAAAUCAAUGUCUGCUGUUGUUGGUUCUUAUGGCUACAUUGCCCCUGAGUAUGCAUACACAAUGAAAAUCACAGAAAAAUGUGAUGUCUACAGUUACGGAGUAGUCCUUUUGGAGUUACUUACAGGCAAGAAGCCAGUCCAAUCAUUGGAUCAAGGUGGUGGUGAUCUCGUAACAUGGGUGACAAAUAAUAUCAACAAAUAUUCAUUGAAACUAGACAACAUCCUUGAUGCAAAAUUGGACCUACUACAUGAAAUUGAUGUUGCACAAGUAUUUGAUGUCUUAAAAAUUGCUUUAAUGUGCACCGACAACUCUCCUUCUAGACGCCCAACUAUGCGUAAAGUUGUCUCAAUGCUUACAAGUUCUAGUCAACGGAAAGAGCAAUCUUUGUUAUCUCCAUGUCAAGAAUCAAGUAAUAUAGAAGAAUAAUUGACUCUUUGUUUUUGUAUAAAGUUCUUGAAUAAACUUUGUAAAAAAAUAAUUUUAGUGGUAGCACCGCUUUUAAAUGUAAAG